UGCAUUUGUGGAGGUAAAAUAAAGGAAGGGAAUGCACAAUUAAUGGUAACAGCUGAGAAAAGCAAAGGAACAAUGUAUUGGUCCACAGGACAGGUAGAUAAGGCAUGCAGGACGUGUUCCUUUAUUGGCUGAGGCAAAGAAUAUAAAAGCAAAUAAGGUCAUGCUCAAAAUACAUCCAACAAUAGACAGGCCACAGUACUGCAUACAGUUUUGUUUACCACUGUAUGACCUGGCACUAACCAGCUACCAAAGAGAUCUAUGAGAACGUUGCUUGGUCUUGGGAAUUUUGAAUAUGAAGAUUGUUUAGACUGGAAUUGUCUUGUCUAUGAUGAAUUUGUAUAUAAUGAUGAGACCUAGAUAGAGUGAACAGGAGGUACCUGCUGCUCUGGCAACUGGCGAGCAUUGGUUUAAGGUUAAGUGGUGGAAGAAUUACAGGAAUUUUGGUGGGAGCAGAGGUUUGGAACUCAUUGCUUGGAAUGAAAAGCAGAAAAACUCAUUGCAUUUUAAAAAUAUAAGGACCAAGAACUGAGAAGCAGGCUUUUUUUUUGCCCAGCAUAUAUUACAAACUCUAACUUCCCUUGAACUGAAUAGUCAGAGGGCAUUCUUUUGGCCGGUCCGGAAUCACAUAGGAUUUUUUCCCUUGUUCAUCACGAGGGUUUUCGUUUACAACACCAUUACCACCAAUGACUAGGAUAUUUUUUAAUAAGCAGAUUAUUAGCUGAUUUUUAAUUCCACAGCGGCCAUUUAAACUCAAAUCUCUGGAUUGUUAGUCUGGUAAUUUAACCGCUGAACCCACCGUAUCACCACUGUACACUACGCAGCAGAUGUUUUUUUAAGUGUGUCAUGCAUUUGUAUAAUUCUAUAAUAUUGUGUGUAUAGCUUGGUGUUACUGGUUACUUCAGUCAGAACGAUGGAACAAAAAGAGGUCUAUCACCUGCUGGGGUUCCUACCGUUGCCAACUGUGCUUCGAUACAAUCCUGGAAUUCCUAACACAUUAUCUCCCGCUUCCAAUGCCCCGCCUCCAAACCCUCAUUAUUGGCUGCCUCCUUCCAUUGCUAAUUGGACAGUAAACAGUCUCCUCAUUAUCCCAUUGGAAGAUUCUUGACUGUCUGUCAAACAGCCAUCUUUGCCUCCGCCAAUGCUUCUCCACCAGAUCAAAAAAAAUUCAAAGAAAAUGGGAGGAAAAUAGUUGUUGCCGCUUCAUGACCCGUCGCUCCGGGUUACUUUCGAUCUCAUGCACGGAAAGCUGUAAACCGAUAUCCACAUUAAAGGGCGGUAGAAGGUACCCGGGAGGAGAGUUUUGCAUCGCUCCUAGGCUUGGUCGCAUUCCUGCACUUCAUCCCGUCCUCUUUGACUUGUCAGCACCUCGCUCCCGAGGUGAGGGGAAAGCGCCACGGAAUUUGCUGAACUGCCAAGAUCACUUGGGAACGAUUGAGCCCCACAAUGUUCAAGUCAGGUCAAAAGCUCAGAGCGAUCCUUUAGCCUGGUCAAACCGUCCUGCCCACCACCCACCUGCACUCCUUCCCUCGCCCCCCACCCCCAUCCUCCACCUCCCCCUCCCACUCCCCACAGAGCCCUGCCUCCGAAUGUCCGAUCGCGGGGGAGCAGCAGCCAGUGAAUCGGACCCAGCCACAGCCUCCCAUCGCCUCGGCGCGCCUGUCUGAAGCAAGCCGGCCGCCAGGAUGACCGUGAUCGCCGGCGACAACUUGGACGAAGCGUCGGCGCUGCCCGGCCACCCUCAGGACAGCUACCCGCCGGACAACGAUGACCACGAGUGCUGCGAGCGGGUGGUCAUCAACAUCUCGGGGCUGAGGUUCGAGACGCAGCUGAAGACCCUCGCCCAGUUCCCCAACACGCUGCUGGGCAACCCCAAGAAGAGGAUGCGCUACUUCGACCCUUUGCGCAACGAGUAUUUCUUCGACAGGAAUCGCCCCAGCUUCGACGCCAUCCUCUACUACUACCAGUCGGGCGGCCGGCUCCGCAGACCGGUCAACGUGCCGCUGGAGAUGUUCUCGGAAGAGAUCAAGUUUUACGAACUGGGCGAAGAGGCGAUGGAGAAAUUCCGCGAAGACGAAGGCUUCAUCCGGGAAGAGGAGCGACCCUUGCCCGAGAACGAGUACCAGAGGCAAGUGUGGCUGCUGUUUGAGCACCCGGAGAGUUCGGGACCGGCCCGGGGCAUCGCCAUCGUCUCGGUGAUGGUCAUCCUCAUCUCCAUCGUGAUCUUCUGCCUGGAGACCCUGCCCCAGCUGAAAGACGACAGGAAGCGCAUAAUGCAGGUGGGCAACGCCACCAUGCCCUACAAGUCCAACAUCCUGACCGACCCCUUCUUCAUCGUGGAGACCCUGUGCAUCAUCUGGUUUUCCUUCGAGCUCAUCGUCCGCUUCUUCGCCUGCCCCAGCAAAGCGGACUUCUUCAAGAACAUCAUGAACUUCAUCGACAUCGUGGCCAUCAUCCCCUACUUCAUCACGCUGGGCACCGAGCUGGCCGAGGAGGAGGAGGGCAACGUGAGCGGGGAGCAGGCCACCUCGCUGGCCAUCCUGCGAGUUAUCCGGCUCGUCCGGGUGUUCCGGAUCUUCAAGCUGUCCCGGCACUCGAAAGGCCUCCAGAUCCUGGGCCAGACUCUUAAAGCCAGUAUGAGGGAGCUGGGACUGCUCAUCUUCUUUCUCUUCAUCGGAGUCAUUUUGUUCUCCAGCGCCGUGUUCUUCGCAGAAGCCGACGACCCCGACUCCUUCUUCACCAGCAUCCCGGACUCUUUCUGGUGGGCUGUGGUGUCAAUGACCACCGUGGGUUACGGGGACAUGUACCCGGUCACCAUCGGAGGCAAGAUCGUGGGAUCCCUGUGCGCCAUCGCCGGGGUCCUGACCAUCGCGCUGCCCGUGCCCGUCAUUGUGUCCAACUUCAACUACUUCUACCACCGGGAGACCGAGGGGGAGGAGCAAGCUCAGUACCUGCACGUUAGCUGCCCGAACAUCGCCUCGGACAGCGACCUGCGAAGCCGCAGCUCCUCCACCAUCAGCAAGUCGGAGUACAUGGAGAUCGAAGAAGACGUGAACAACAGCAUAGACAAUUUCAGAGAAGCAAACCUCAGAACUGGCAACUGCACUGUAGCGAACCAAAACUGUGUGAACAAAAGCAAACUGCUGACAGAUGUUUAAACAUCUGCGGGCUCGGUGGCUGAAGCCACGCUUUCCAGAUACUGUUCCUUGUAUUGGCUUUGUUGACCUCGUUAAUGCGUUGUUGCAUUGCAGUUAUGCUAAGCGAAAUAAGCUUUCAGAAUUACGUGGAAGGUAUAUUUUCAUUUAUUUUUAAAUGGCUUUCUUUCUCCAACUGCGUAACGAGGGAGAUCUUUUUCCAGAUCCAUUCACGUGAGCAAUCGUAGGUAUAUUCUUUAAACAGAACACUUGGUCUGAUACCUGCUCGCCAACCUCGAAUGGAAGUUUUUAAACAGUUCAUUUACAACUACCAGUGCAUGUGUUAAGGGACAAUUCUGCAAACUGCGCCGUGCAUCCAAACAAAGAUAGCGAACGCCCAAAAGCAUCAGAUCUCGGAAUUCUGGUGAAACGUGCGAGCGUCUGCGGCUUUCCACGCACUGAUGAAUUUUUCAUUGCGGAAGGUGAUUGUUUAGACUUGCUAAAAAGACAUCGUCGUCCUUUAUUGAGGAAAACAAGUGACUGCUUUUGCCUCAACUUUCUGAUGUGACAACGAAUCCGUUAAAAACAUCUGCAGUGUUGCAAUUUUCAGAUAUCGCAAUUCAUAUCCUUCCAGGACUGAACGUUCAAAAAGCCCAUUUCCGAUUGGAUGUGAGAAGCAUAAUUCAAGAUCCAAACCCUUAAAACAAUAGCAUGUCUUGAUAUUCAUCAUUCACUUUUGUCUGGCAUGCCUCGAACAUUACCUCAAAUAACAGAAAACAAGUCUGCGUUUUAAAUUAUAUUUCUGGAGAGUUAGUACUCAUUUGCUUUCACCAAAAGUGCAAUGGCUUAUUAUUUAAUUUAUUAUUUCCAAGCACUCAUGGCCUGAAUGUUAACUUGUAUGGGGUAGAGUAACUUUAGAUCAUAGCAUGUUUAACUACUUAACAUUAUGCCCUCUUUGGGAAUGGUACCAUGUAACCCACUAUAACUUAUGCAUGACGUUAGGUUACAAAAGAGAUUUGAACUGUAAGGAUUGGAUAUUGAGGGACCCGAUGAUUUUCCUGCAGAAUUUCAGGGAAAUGAGUUGGUUCAUGUCCUAACAAUGCUCAAAAUAUGGUGCAACAUAGCCCGGUUACUUCUGGGCAAUCUGAAAACGUGAAAACAGGUUAGGUAAUGUAUAUGACACAACUUAAUUUAAAGUGGAACUAAUCACACUGAUAAGAAAGCAUGCCUUUCGUGCAUUUUAACAGAAUGUAAAUGUAAAAUAUAUGUAAAUGACGCAUCCAAGCCAUUCAUUUCCUAAUUUAUUCUCAUUGAUAAAGUACUUUAAGUUUUGGCUUCCCUAUUCUUUAUGGCAGAAGCUCAGUAAAUUACUUAGUUAGUUGCUAGUGCCUUUUAAAUCCUUACACUCCUGGACUGCUGGAAGUGCCUCCAUGUACAAAGAAUGAUUGAAUGAGAUGACGUCCACAGAAAUCUUUUUAAUCUGUUGCACAGUGAAAAUAUACCACCUCAUUUCUGUUUGACAGUCUGGGGCAGAAUUGUUUUACCUGUGAGGGCCAAUGGACGGUUAUCUUGAUGAUAAGUUUGUGGAAUGGCAUUUUCAGAUAGUUCUGAAGAUUUAAACCAACUGGUGAGAGAGAUGGGAGGAAAACACACCUCCUCAGCAAAUGGACACUGCAGCUAAACAGGAGCUGCAAAAGUAUUUUUGGAAUCUCUGAUGUCCCCAGCAAAUAAAGAUUUGAACAAAUUGUUACACUAAAGCAUGUUACCUUCACCUCUUUCUGUCCACCUGCAUAAUCUGCAAUGUACCAAAAAGGAGAAUGAAGUUUCCUCAGCAGACUACCUCAGUUUAGAUUGAUGAAAGGACUGUUUCACUGUGUGGCUCCAGGCUGAGGGCAUUCUUUUUUUUUGGUUCUUCUGAAUUCACAUAAACAAUGAUUUAAGUAGAAGUUUUUCCUCAAUUUACUUUCUUAUCAUCUUUUCUGGAGCUGUAUUUUCAAGUCAGUUUCAGUGCUUACAUAUGUUGCCAACAUCUCUAGUUUAGCCUGUCACUCUCCGUAGCUUAAUUGUAAUGCAGAAACUUGUCACAGCUCACUCUGACAUGCUACUUAAGGCCAGAAGCUCUCAAAGAUAUCAUCAAACAAUUACAUCAAUAUUUGGAGAACUAUAUGGCAAUUUCCCAAAGACCCGGAGAAACAAGCAUUACAUUUUUGUAAUUAACAUCGUGCAAGUCUUGAGCAGAGGAACCUACCUGGAUAUGAUUGUGUUUAUUGCAAGAUACUGUUUGUUGUCCUAGGAUAAUACUGACUGAAACAACUGGAUGAAAACACAAUUAAAUUCCGAAAGGAAUGAUGGGUUGAUUAUAAAUUGUACUUUCUUGAAAAUCUCAGGAAUGCAGAGGAAAAGGAUUUAGCAAAGUGUGAAGCUACUCCAAGUUCAUAUGACUGAAUUAGUUGAUACAACUGAACUGAGAGUAUAUUUGAAAGUUAUGCAGAGGAAUUUUGAAUAACUCUUGAACUGCGUUUGCUGUUGGCAACAGGGCAUUAACUUCUUCAUUUAGAAUAUGUAAACCACCCAUACUCUGGUUAUCCCGACCCUUCCACAUCACAUAAACCUUGAGGUAGGACAAAAUUUUCCCCUGUGUUAAAUGACUUUAAUACUGCACUUAAUAAACAGCAAUAAAUGAUCCAAUGCUGCAGAACUGCUUUGAUAAAAUCUAUGUGGCUUCUGGCAGCUCAUGCUUACUUUAGCAAUUGAGUUUCUAGUUUUUGGGAAAUUGCACCUUAGGUUAACAUUUAUCUGCAUGUGAUUGAGAAGUGUGCUGCAUGCAGUUUUUUGAUAAUGAAGGUUCUGAAAACCACUGGGAUGGGUUAGGGUUUGGUGAUGUCUAUUUAUAACCAAAACAGCUAAGUACAAGAUAUGGCUGGAGAGAAAAGCUGAUGUAAUAUAGGCAUGUCUUUCUGGUUAUACAGUUUUGGUAGAUAUUCCUUCUCCUGGGCCAGCUUGGCAUAGGUAUUGUACAUAGGCCUGAAUGUACACAAGGUGGCUGGUUGUGAACAAAGUCCUGAAAGAGCCUCUUCUCUUUUUAUAAUAGAAUCAUUAAUAAUAUUAGCAAAAAUGAAGCAAUUCAGAAUAACGAGGACUGCUGUCUUGGUGUAAUGUUUCGUUAAGUUAUUUUGCCCAGUUUAAAGUGGUUUGCACUGAAUAAUAUGCAUUAAAGUGACAUGAUUAAAACGAGGAACUCUGUCAUUUGUAUCUGAGGUAAAAUUUGCAUUCAUUUGAUCAAAGUGAGUAAGAGAGAGAAAGAGUGGGGGACAAAAGUGUGACUGUGAUGCUGCAUAAUCUAUUGCUGAUGAGCACAUUUCAUUUCAGCUCAGCAAUAAAUGAUGGAGGGCUUCAGUUUUAAGUGUUGUUAAGAUUACAAUUUGAAUAUAUUUUCAGCCUUGAUCUGAUAUUUUGUACAUACAAGGACAUAACAGGUUUUUUAUUCUCUUUAAUCAAACCUGUAAAAAGUCAGAUUUGCACCACAUGAAGUCAAGGCUUCUUUGGUGUGGUCAAGGUGGCAUAUUAGAGGCUUUGCACAUUGCUGAUUAACACCUUGUUUGUUAUGAAAAUAUUGGGUAUUGAACUAGAGAACAAAAAACUUAAUUCCUAAGUACUGUCAAGCUUUCAUUUAGCAUAAAAAUGCACUUUAAAAUUCAGCACAAAUUGCCUUAACAGGUACAUUGAUCGUAAAAGUGAAAAGAGGUUCUGCAGCCUGUGUACCAUCAGGUCCAGGGCUUUCAACUUUGAAUAGUUGUAAUAUUGCUAUUGUCAUUUUUAAGUGAUAUCAUUUUGAAAACAAUUAUGUUGUCAGGCUUGUUCACUUCCUGUUUUGGGAUGUCAUAAUACUUUGAUGCACCAAUAUAUUGUGAUUCAUAAAUCCUCAUAUUCAUAAUGCAUUCAUUUAUUUUCUUCCAGAAGGACAACAUAAAGGCCACAAUAAUUCACCAUGUUGUAAUAAUAUGAAAGGAAAUGCCAUUCUGUCAAUUGUGAUGGGUUAUAUUUCUAAAGAAAUGGUAGCUUUGACCAGACUUAUUCCAAUUUUCCUAUCUAGAGGAUAAUUAAUUUGAAGUUGAAUAUUGUACCAUCGAAACCCAUAUUAUGACAUCCCUACUCAGUGGGAUACAAUGAUUCAAUCUUCUGAUUUACUAUUCAUUUGCCUGUUUACGGUCAUAAUCAUUACCUAGAAUUUGGGUUUAUAAAAUAUUGUUAUUUAAAAGAAUAGUUUCUUGCCCAAUGCAAUCUGCUCAAUGUAUCAAUCACUUUACCUUCCCCUUCAACCAAAUAGCAAAUUAAAGAUGAAUUUCCAGGCUCUGA
This is a messenger RNA of Pristis pectinata (smalltooth sawfish), 7487 nucleotides long. Its product is annotated as potassium voltage-gated channel subfamily A member 1. The transcript has 3 exons. Gene Ontology annotation, cellular component: synapse; dendrite; paranode region of axon. The record is from RefSeq and is a predicted model, not a curated record. Lineage: Eukaryota; Metazoa; Chordata; Chondrichthyes; Rhinopristiformes; Pristidae. Gene Ontology annotation, biological process: protein homooligomerization; potassium ion transmembrane transport. The coding region runs from base 1683 to 3155 and encodes 490 amino acids. Gene Ontology annotation, molecular function: delayed rectifier potassium channel activity; protein binding.